UUUGGGCUGUGCGUCCAUUGACUGGUGCUGGUCCGGCCGCUCAGCCUCCGCCGGCCGGCCGUCGCCAUGGUGCAGAUGAUGGAGUCGCAGUGCGAGUACUUCAUGUAUUUCCCGGCGGUGCCGAUCACGGAUCUGUCCGACCCGGCGCGCUACCGCAGCCUCCCCCGCCGCAGUCACCUGUACCUGGGCGAGACCGUCCGCUUCCUGCUGGUGCUGCGCUGCAGGGACUCCGGCGGGACUCCGACCGAGCAGGGCCCCGGGGGUGCUGAUGGAGCCACAGCGGGUUUUGGGACAGAAUCUGCCAGUAGCCGUGCAUGGAGGGAGCUGGCUGGCUCUCUGUGCGCUGUGGCCAGUGUGAGUCCAGGUGAGAGCGGUCGUCAUCGAGGAAACCACCACCAGCACCACGACUACCAGGGCAGCGGCGACGAGGGCAACGAGGACGGCGAGGACGACUAUAUCGCUGCAGCUGAAGCAGCAAUUGCAGCCCUCGGCAGCAGGGUGGACUCUCGGUGUCGCAGCUUCAGGGACUGCAAACCGCUGCUCAUCCACAAUUCAUCUGGGUCGGCACUGAGGGAGUUCCGCAGGGCACCUGUUCAGUCUCCUCUGGACGAGCCGGUGGUUCUGACAGAUGAGGUCAUCUUCCCGCUCACCGUCUCUCUGGACAAGCUGCCCGUCAGCACCCUGAAAGUCAAGGUGAUGGUUACCGUCUGGAAGAAGGAGGCGGAGAAAGUGGAGGUGCAGGAGCUCGGAUACCUGAGUGUCCUUCAGCAACGAGAGCCCACACACACCUUCCGACAUGACCUCAACACCUUCAAAGCUCAAGUGAGCACCACGUUGACCGUUCUGCCGCCUCCAACCGUCCGCUGCAAGCAGAUGACCGUCGCUGGGAGACACCUCACCGUCCUGAAAGUGCUGAACGAGUCUUCCCAGGAGGAGCUGAGCAUCCGUGAUGUUCGAAUUUUACCAAACCUCAACGCCUCGUACCUUCCCAUGAUGCCCGACGGCUCCGUGCUGCUGGUGGACAACGUGUGCCACCAGUCGGGCGAGGUCAGCAUGGCGUCCUUCUGCCGCGUGGACAGCCAGGCCUGUCGCCUUCCCAGCAUGCUCGGCGCCUUGGAGGAGCACGAUUUCCUGUUCCAGCUGCACCUUGACGACAUGGCGCAGGAUGACUCCAAUGAGGGACUGGAGGUUCCUCUAGUCGCUGUGCUGCAGUGGUCGACUCCCAAGAUGCCCUUCACCAACUGUAUCUACACCCACUACAGGCUGCCCAGCAUCCGCCUGGACCGGCCACGGUUCGUCAUGACCGCCAGCUGCCCCAGCACGGUCAGAGUGAAGGAGCACUUCAAGGUGAAAUAUGUUCUGCUCAACAACCUGCAAGACUUCCUGGCUGUCCGGCUCGUCUGGACUCCUGAGGGUCACAGUCGCGUUCAGAGCGAGGACGCUGCGCUGGCAGCAGUGGUCUGUCACACUCCGCUCAGUAACCUCGGUCACUGCCGCAGAGGAAGCACCCUGUCCUUCAGCGUUGCCUUCCAGAUCCUCAAACCGGGCCUGUACGAGCUGAGUCAGCACAUGAAGUUGAAGCUCCAGUUCACGGCUUCGGUUUCCAACCCUCCGCCGGACGCCCGGCCGCUCUCUCGUAAAAACAGCCCGUCCAGCCCAGCAGUCCGAGACCUGCUGGACCGACACCAGGCCAGUCUGGGUCGAUCCCAGUCCUUCUCGCACCAGCAGCCGUCUCGGUCGCACAUCAUGAGGACGGGCAGCGCCAUGGAGCGGCGAGCCAUCACCCCUCCCGUCGGAUCUCCGGUUGGGCGACCGCUCUACUUGCCGCCGCAGGACAAGUCACUGCUGUCGUUGGACAAGAUCGCCAAGAGGGAAUGUAAAGUCCUGGUGGUGGAUCCUGGCAGCUAGGAAGCAAGGAUGCAAGGAGAGGAAAGGAUAAGGACAAGGAAGCAGAGAGAACAGAAAACAGGUGAUGGAGCUGGGUCCAUGUUUGGGAUCAGCUGUGCUGAUCUGAACACUAACAGUCAAAGCUGAACAGCUGUGGCUCAUGAAGAGCAUGAACCGCUGGAAGGACUUCAAGUCUGCAGCUGAAGUAAGUACCUUCUCUUUCAAUCCUGAGGUUUUUAGUGUGUUGAAACGAUAAAAAUGAUCCGAUUGUAGCUGGUCUGGAGCAUUCAGGUGUCUUUCAACUCAAUGCCGAGAGGGAACGACUUCGGCAAAGGUUUUAGAGAAUUAUUACAAAUGUUGCUGCGCAUCUGUCUGGAAAAUGUUAUAACUGAGAAUGUUAGGAGUUAAAGUCCAUGACAAAUAUCCCAGUAUAUGUGCAUAUAUAUAAUAUUAAGACCUGCUACAAUCAGAUGAUUUUAAUUAUGUUUUUACACAAAUAAAAAAACAGGAUUGAAGGAUGGGUAACUAACUGUCUCACUCAACGGUAAUAUUUAAUGUAUUAAUGUAUCUGAAGACUGGCUUACAGGUCCUGACUACUUCGGAUAGUUAUCCAGUAUUUAGCUGUUUGGAGGACCACGUUGUUUGUGGCUAAUUUCAAGGGAAUUAAAGUCACCUGUCUGGACAUCAGGUAGGAAUUUGUCUGUGAAUCUGCUGAGAGACUUAAGUUUUACAGUUUAUCAGUGCGAAGCUUGGAGUUCCAGUUGUGAAUUUCUCCAACGAUUACCACCAAGCUGCACGGGAUUUUCCUUUAACUUAUUGGGAGGAAACUUUCCAGAAAUGGUCUGGAAAACCCACUCUGUGAAAAAGUUUUACCUCAUUGUUUCUGUAUUAUUUAAAAGUGCGUUUAUUUCACUAUCAGUAUCUUUAAAUUCAGCUCUGAGAAUGAAAAAGAACAGGUUUAAUCCAACACUCUGGUCUGGACUGAAAUAACUUAAAUAACUCCUCAAAUCUCAAUGUGUGCUUUGUGUAAGCCAGAGGAUUGUUGUAAUCACUGUUCUUAUCUUGUAAAGUUGCCAUGAAAAACUUUUCUAUUUAAAGGUCCCAUAUUCAACUUUUCUUGACUUUCUAAGGUUUAAAAUGGACUUAAAGUGUCACAUUAACCAGUUUCAGAGUUUCAUACACCGCAGAGUAAGACGAAUUUACUUUAAAUUAGUUUCAUUAAGAAAGACAACUUGAGAUCUACUACUAGCUACCUAGUAGUAAAAUAAAAAUGCAGUAAAAUAAUCUCUGUUGUCCAUCCUUUCUGAAUACCUGGAAUCAGUAUUACAAGUGUCCUACAAAUGUUGUUUCAAGUUUCUGUUCUGUUCCUUUUGUUGUAAACUCCCAAAAAAAACAGCUGAGAGUUCAGGAUCUUCAGUGUUUGUCUGUGGAGCUACAGAUGUCCGAGUUCUGGUCCCUGUGGAACUGAUACCCAACAGCCAUCAGCUCAUCUGUGUUUGAAGGGCGGGGCUCACCAACGGAUCAGCUGACUCUGUUACCAUGACAACUUAACUAGCAAUUGCGUCUCUGACUGGUUUAGGUAACGAGUAAGAGUAGAGUGAGCGGGGAGCAGUGGGAGAGGAACAGCAAACUGAGCGCAGAGAAAACACAAGACAUGAGCGCAAGAGAUCCAGAGACUUUUUUAUAAAAGGAAAACGACUGUUGUGUUUUUUGAACAAUAUGCUUAGGGAUACAAACAGCAGAAUAUGGGACCCUUAAAUGUUAAUAUUUGAUGUAUCUUGCUCUGUACAUAAUUUUUACGCCCAUAUUUAGCCCAACGUUGACAAAAACGUAGUUCUGUAUAAUUUGAUGUCUUGUACAGGUUUUUAUUUCACGGAAAACUAAAAAGACGAAGACUCAUCCUGCACUCAGGGACGUUCUCAAACUGUAUCUAACUGAAUGCUUUCUGAUACCGACUGGUGGGCAGGGCUGAAGCAGACCACUGGCUCUGACCAAUCAGAGCAAACUGCUUUUUGGGAGGGGCUUGGAGUCUUUGGCUUCUGUAUAGGCAGUAAGCAUGCAAAUAUCCCUCUAUUGGCUUUUUCACGGGAGCUUUGAAGGUAGUUUUUGAGCCAGCAGAAACCUAUCAGCCUUUUCACUUGUCAUUUUGUUUUUAAGUCAGAAUUUGAACCCGCCGCCUCCAACCCCCCACUGAGUGUUUACACGAGGACGAGUCCUGGUUCUGAUUGUUUUUGGGAUAUGACGUUUACUUGAAUACAGAAAUGUGGUUAUUGGCCUCUAUGUUUGCAGGAUCUCCUUUUUGAUUACAGCACGCUAUUUGUGAAAUAUUUUACAGAGGAAUAAACAGUUCCGAAAAGGUUUAUGGAACGUUCUUGUAGCUUCAAUUUUAAUUUAAGCUUAAAUCAAUGUUAUUGUGGUUGUCAAUGUGAAACCGAGAAAACUGUCAUCUUUUCUGGAUAGUAAGCAUAUUUAGGCCAAAUCUGGGUUACUUAUCCCAGCCAGAAUGUCCAUGUGGGCCCCAUCUGGAUUAAAAACAGGCUGUUAUGGUAUUGGUGAAUUACAUAAAUCCCAUCAUGGUUUCAGUAUUGUGGGCCCCAAAUGGGGUGUCUUUAUGAGCCAAUUAUGCUCAUAUAGAAUACAAGUUGGCUAAAUGGAAAGAGGCAAUUGAUGUGGGUCCUAUGAAGGGACCAUGGGCUUCAUAGGAAGCAGAGUUGGGUCUCACCUAAAAACCAGGUAGAUCUCACAGAGAGUCCAUGUGGACAAACAGGUAGAACCAGCGUGGAUCCUGUAAACAAACCCAUGUGGGACUCGUAUAUCACACACAUGUAAAUGCUGCCUGCGAUGGCUAAUUUACGACCCAGUAAGUGGUAACUAGUGGGCCGAUUGUGGCACAAACUGGGCCACACGUGGAUUAUCUCAUUCGCUGAAUGGGAUAAUCCGGAUAUUCCGACUUCCAGAAGCAGGCGGCUCAUCUAUGCCAGGCUAGGUAGAGUUCUUAGCAGCUAGCUUUUAUACGGCUUGGAAAAUCUUAUGUUCACUUUUUUCAUCUUGAACUGCUGUAUUAUUUACAUACUACAAAGCUCAGACUUAGGUGUUACUUUUAUGUAAGUUUUUUUUUUUUUGUUUUUAAAUGUUAGAAUCAAUACUAGACUGAAUGAGCUUUACGUCUUGUAACUCAUGAGGUAGCAAUAAUUAUAGUAGUAUAAUUAGGGUAUAAAUGAUGAGACAAAAGUAAAAAUGUGAGAUUUAAGUGAUACUUUUACAUCUGGAAGUAACAUUUACACGUAUAAACACAAAAAAAAGAAUAAUUUCGUUGAUGAUGCAAUCAGAACCAGGAAACUCAGUUAAGCAAAUGCUCGGUCAAGACGUCACCGCUUAUGUCGACCAUCGUCGGGUCCAAACUCCUCAAGACUGUCACCGAACAUUCCUGCUGAUGCAGCUUCAUAGAGAUGCCAGUGACUUUUAAAAUCAUUUCACUUCCAGGAAAUCUUCCUGUCCCGCUAUUUCAUCGUCACGGGCCGUAACGCUGCUGUAUUAUUUGUUUCUGUUUUGGAUAUUUGGGUCUCCAGAUUUUGGGAAAAUAUAAAAGAAAAAGAAACAAACAAAAUAAACUGCAUGAUAGAAUGUUUCAUCAUUAAAAUGAUUUUCAGUGUCACAAGUUUCAUGUUUUGUGGCUUUCAUGGGAAAUAUUUCACUUCUGACAGCACAUCUUU
This is a messenger RNA of Cololabis saira (Pacific saury), 5600 nucleotides long. RefSeq names its product trafficking protein particle complex subunit 14 (gene trappc14). The record is from RefSeq and is a predicted model, not a curated record. The coding region runs from base 67 to 1908 and encodes 613 amino acids. Lineage: Eukaryota; Metazoa; Chordata; Actinopteri; Beloniformes; Belonidae. The transcript is spliced from 13 exons. Gene Ontology annotation, biological process: cilium assembly. Gene Ontology annotation, molecular function: alpha-tubulin binding. Gene Ontology annotation, cellular component: TRAPPII protein complex.